AUGUUCAAGAAGCUCAAAGAAACAAUCAUAUUUUCAAGUUUAAUUGCUUACGGAAACGCCGAUUCCGGAACUUCCCUAUGCAAGCAAGAAUGUCAUAAAAACGCAGAAUGUCUAACCACUACAGUUGGAGAACAUCAGUGUGUUUGUCGACCCGGAUUCAGGGGAGACGGACAGGACUGCUCAGCGCAAUUUACUCUUCAAGUCCAACUCUGCCAGGAUGAAAAUAAGAAAGCUCUUCAAAAGGCCCUGAAGCAGGCAUCAAAUAAGCCCUCUGAGUCAAUGCUCAUCAAUAUUUGGAUGGAAGACAGUGGCAACGAGUGGCAACAAGCAAUAAACUACCAAGUGCCUUCGUUGGAAUUCCCCACGACGUUUAAUUAUUACGAAAAUAUGAAUAUCAGACAUAUUACGAAGAUAAAAGUGUUACAAGAAAAUUGGCAGAACUUAUGCCUCCAGCGACUUUCUAUCCAUCAGGGCAAUGCGGAUAUACAUUUGCUGGCUGAAAUGGAUGCAAAGGCUUUUGUGCCAGAUUGGGCAGAUUGCAGCGACCCAACAGACAUGGAACGUUGUUUCAAAUUUGCUUGGUGGAAGAAAAAGUGUCAGUCAAAGAAACGAAUCGAUGGAGAAGGAGAAGCCUGCCGAUCGAGGAUGAUCUACAAACGACAGGCUGGAUCAAAGCUUCUCCGAACAACGUGCGAAACUGAGACGUGUCAUAAGAAUGCUGAAUGCAGCAUAAAAGGAGGUAGGGUUAAUUGUACUUGUAAGGAUGGAUACAGCGGCGAUGGCAAAUCUUGCAAGGAUAUCGAUGAAUGCGAAGAAGGCACGCAUACUUGUGGUACCAACGCGCUUUGCAAGAAUACAGGAGGAAGUUUUCAAUGCACUUGUGAUGAGGGCUUCUUUGGCGACGGUCAAGUGUGCUCAAAGAUGUGUUCCGAAGAUAGUUUGCCAAAGAACAUGAUUAUUUCGCAGAAAGAUGCUAAGCCGAAAAAUAAGGGCGGUAUCUAUCCAGCUGGAUGCAAAGCUGGAUCAUCUAUCUUUCCCGCGCAUGGCAUGGAUCUUCAGAUGACUACUUACAAACUCAACUGCAGCUGUACUGACACCAAAUGCUCCUGGAAAACUAUGCCUUCCUUUACCUGCCAAACUGGAUGCCCAUUUCUUCAUCCAGGCAAAAUCUCAAAACUGAAGCACUGGGAAGAUGAGCGCGACAGUAAAUUGAAUCAGAUAAAAUUCAAGGUCAAGUUUCGAUCACCAUCUCAAAUCCCAGAAGAAUGGCGGCUCCUGGUGACCUUUGGCACGGAUAUUCCGGAAGGAGCUCGUUACGGUGGUCCCACCGCGAAGAUGCUUCAAAUGAGUAGAAAUCAACUGCUUCUCGCUGGCGAUCUGGACAACAGUCACAAUCCAGACCUCAAGGUCGCGCCCAAUAAGGAUAUUGGCUUCACUUUCAAAUUGAGAAACUUGAAGAAGAAAUUCCUCAAGUCACUUGUCAAGGGAAUGACCCUUCACCAUGUCGGACAUGAAGUCAACGACCUUUCAUGUUGGCAAGAACUUCCAGAUGAAAAGCUGGCGCUUGAUUAUGAGUCAUACGAAUCUCAAGAACCAGAAGAAUCUGAAGAGGAGGAAUAUGAUGAAGAGGCUUAG
This is a messenger RNA of Oikopleura dioica, 1635 nucleotides long. The record is from the annotation of a GenBank genome assembly. Lineage: Eukaryota; Metazoa; Chordata; Appendicularia; Copelata; Oikopleuridae.